AUGAUGAAAAGUAAGCGUGCAGAGAGACCCAUGGAUACUGUUUUAGUCAAAUUAGUUGAUAGGAUGCAUCCGGAGAUUGAGCAUGAUGCUCUGCAUGUUGAGAGGAGCUUUACGGCAGAAGAUAUCAAAAGAUAUCUGAAAGCAGUACUUGGAAUGGAAGGUAAGUACAGACUGUAUAUUGAGGGAGUGCCGUUUGAAGGAAGUGUUGAUAGCAGGAUAACAGAUAGAGGGCUUGAGAUUGAGAAAGGAGUGGCUGUUGAGUAUGAGAUUGAUGAUCAAAGCACGCCGGAUGUGUGUGUUGAUCUUGAAGACACAGUGAUGUUUCUGAAAGUUGUUGGUGAGGAUUCAAAGAUAUGGUGUUGCACCUAUAGCGGGAUGUUGAGGAUGUACUCGUGUGUUGAGAGGGCGAUUUCACUGAUAGCAACAACUGAAUGCCGUGGAGUAAGAGGAAUGGCAAUUGGAGAUAGAAUGCUAGCAUAUGACUGCGGCGGAAAGAUUGUUGGUGUUGAUGAUGCAAAAGUGUUGCUUGAGAUUGUAGGAGAUGUGACAAGUAUGUCAUUCAAAGGAGAUAUGAUUUGCAUUGGGACAUAUCAAGGAGAGUGCUAUGUGCAUGGCCAGGAGCUUAAGAAAGUGAAUGAGUUCAAGACCAAGGUUGUAUUUACGUCAGUAAGUGAGGAGGCUGUAGAGUUUGUGUCUAUGGAUGGGGAUAUGUAUCAAUGGUGCUUGAGCGGAGAGUGCAAGAAAACCAAGCUUGGCCAUAAUGUUACGGCAGCAGACAUGAAAGGGCAAACAAAGGUUUUUGGAACAUCGUCGUCAGAAAUGCUGGUUGUGAGCAAUAACGAAAAGUCCGUUGUAAAGACAAGAAUUAGAUUCAGCACUGCAGUGGCAAUAGGAAGCCAGGGCAUAGUAGCACAAGCAUCACAAUACACAAUCUCUAUUAUAAACACAGCCAGCGGAGAUGAGAUGCGAAAGAUCGUUGUAGAUAAGUGCAUUGCGGGCAUUGGAUGGGUAGAAAACAUGCUGAUUGUAGCAUGUGGAUCUACCAUCCGUGGGUAUUUUAUACAUUAUUGA
Molecule: messenger RNA, 1071 nt
Organism: Ordospora pajunii
Lineage: Eukaryota; Fungi; Microsporidia; Ordosporidae
Exons: 1
Coding region: 1-1071 (356 amino acids)
Molecular function (GO): protein binding
Source: RefSeq, a predicted model, not a curated record